Molecule: messenger RNA, 2109 nt
Organism: Alosa alosa (allis shad)
Lineage: Eukaryota; Metazoa; Chordata; Actinopteri; Clupeiformes; Clupeidae
Gene: pole2
Product: polymerase (DNA directed), epsilon 2
Exons: 19
Coding region: 396-1979 (527 amino acids)
Biological process (GO): error-prone translesion synthesis; DNA-templated DNA replication
Cellular component (GO): epsilon DNA polymerase complex
Molecular function (GO): DNA binding
Source: RefSeq, a predicted model, not a curated record
UAUCCAUUAUUUCACCUGUUAAAGUAACAUGACAAAAAGGUAGAGACGUGUUUGUUAUCGUGUCCUGCUAUAGGCCUACUUUAGAUAGAGUGUUCUCAGUUAAAAAUGCUACUGAAGAAGUAGCCAAUCUUGCCAUUUUAAGCAUAGGCCUAUUCAGCAUAGUGUAAUUUUUGCUGUCGCAACACCUUCCUUAAUAGCAGAUACUUUUACAAGGGACUUAAAAUAGUUCAGCAGCUCAAACUAAAAGAUCAUGCCUCGCAUGUCAUUUAUGCUAAAUUAUUUGCCUAGUGGUCGAGUGCAUGGUCGCCACCCUGACAAAAUAUCUUUGUAUUCUUGUCGGAAACCUGAACACAGAAGCGGAAGUUGAAAUUUAGCGCCAACAGUUAAAGCUGAAAAUGGAUGUACGGAAAGUGAAGACCAAAGUUUCUUCGGGGUUCAAGAUGCGGGGAUUAAUGCUGCGACCGGAAGCCAGCAAGUAUUUAUUGGAAGUAUUGGAAUCUGUGAGUGAGACUGAUCUGAAUGAUGUCAUUGAACGCAUACUGGAUGCUGUGGAAAAACAGCCAUUAUCUUCUAGCAUGAUUGAACUGUCUGUCGUGGAGACAGCUGUGCAAGACUGCAGUCAGUCAUGUGAUGAAACUAUAGAUAAUGUUUUCAACAUCAUUGGAGCCUUCGAUGUUCCAAGAUAUAUUUACAGUUCAGAGAGGAAGAAAUUUGUACCUCUCAGCAUGACCACACAUCCAUCACCCAGCCUCUGUGGUGUGGCCAGGGACAAAGCUGAGCUUUUCAGGGAACGCUAUACCAUCCUACAGCAGCGCACUCACAGGCAUGAACUUUUCACUCCUCCUGUGAUCGGCUCAGCUCCUGAGGAGGGCAGAAAUAAGUUCCAGCUGAAAACGGUGGAAGCACUCUUGGGAAGCACGUCUAAGCUGGGAGAAGUCAUUGUCUUGGGCAUGGUAACACAACUGAAAGAGGGCAAAUAUUAUCUUGAAGAUCCAAGUGGCACAGUACAGCUGGACAUAUCGAAGGCACAGUUCCACAGUGGUCUUUACACAGAGUCCUGCUUCGUUCUUGCUGAAGGAUGGUAUGAGGAUUCAGUUUUCCAUGUAAAUGCUUUUGGAUUUCCACCGACUGAACCCUCCUCCACAACAAGAGCUUAUUAUGGAAACAUGAACUUUUUUGGAGGCCCCUCCACCACCUCAGUCAAAACCUCUGCCAAGCUGAAACAGCUGGAGGAAGAGAAUGAAGAUGCCAUGUUUGUCAUUGUGUCUGACCUGUGGUUGGACAAUGUAGAGGUCCUGGAGAAGAUUCACACUAUGUUUUCAGGAUAUUCAGCUAUGCCUCCCACCUGCUUCAUCUUCUGUGGCAACUUCUCCUCUGCACCAUAUGGAAGAAACCAAAUCAAAUCACUGAAAGAAUCAUUGAAAGCUCUUGCUGAUGUGAUCUGUGAAUAUCCAAACAUCCAUAACAGUAGUCGCUUUGUGUUUGUCCCUGGGCCUGAAGACCCUGGUCCCAGUGCAAUCCUGCCUAGGCCUCCACUGGCGGAACACAUCACAGAGGAGUUCAGACAGCGAGUGCCGUUCUCAGUGUUCACCACCAAUCCAUGCAGAAUCCAGUACUGUAGCCAGGAGAUCGUAGUGAUCAGAGAAGACUUGGUAAACAAAAUGUGCAGGAAUUGCGUGCGCCUGCCAAGUGGCAAUCUGGAUAUCCCAAACCAUUUUGUGAAGACCAUCUUGUGCCAAGGUCAUCUGAGUCCUUUGCCGUUGUAUGUCAGCCCAGUAUACUGGUCGUAUGACUAUGCGCUGCGGGUUUACCCUGUUCCAGAUGUCGUUGUCUUUGCUGACAAAUAUGACCCCUUCAACAUCACCAACACAGACUGUCUCUGUAUUAAUCCGGGAUCAUUUCCCAGAAGUGGCUUCACAUUUAAGGUGUACUACCCCUCUAAUCGAACAGCUGAGGACAGCAAACUUCAAGGACUGUAGCAGACCUGGCAAUUCAAUAUCUUGUUGUGUGACUACACUCUUGUAAAAUAUUUUUUUCUAGAAAUGUCUUUUUAAAAAUAUUCCAUUUGUUUUCAUGUCUGUUUUGUUGUUACUGUCAAUAAAGGUGUAU